CCAGCCUGCCUGUCUGUCUUCGUAGUGCACCCUCCACCCGGGUCCCGGGUUGCACAUCGACUCUGGGUUUGGCUCGAUUUGCAGCCCGAGCGUCCCCUGCAGGUCGAGAGGGGCGCCAGCCCCGGGGCGGCGGCCUCUUCGGUCUCCUCCCCCACUUCGGUGGUCCUGGGUUCCCGAGGAGUGCGGGGUCUCAGGAGCGGGCGGGCGCGGGGUGCUGGGGACGUGGGGGCCCCCGUUCCCCGGAGCCUCCCUCGCAUUCUCCCUCUCUCCCAGGUCCGAGCAUCCCCCGACUACCAUGUCUGCAGCCUGGAUCCCUGUUCUCUGCCUCGGUGUCUGUCUGCUGCUGCCGGAGCCCGCGGGCAGCGAGGGAGCCGUUCCCAUCACCAUCACGUGCUUUACCAGAGGCCUGGACAUCAGGAGAGAGAAAGCAGACGUCCUCUGCCCAGGGGACUGCCCUCUUGAGGAAUUCUCCGUGUUUGGGAACAUCGUGUAUGCUUCUGUAUCGAGCAUAUGUGGCGCCGCCAUCCACAGGGGAGUAAUCAGCAACUCAGGGGGACCUGUGCGAAUCUAUAGCCUCCCAGGUCGAGAAAACUAUUCCUCAGUAGUUGCAAAUGGCAUCCAGUCUCAGACGCUUUCCAGAUGGUCUGCUUCUUUCACAGUGACAAAAGGCAAAAGUGGUACCCAGGAAGCCACAGGACAAGCAGUGUCCACAGCACGUCCACCAACAGGUAAACGACUAAAGAAAACACCCAAUAAGAAAGCUGGCAAUAAAGACUGCAAAGCAGACAUUGCAUUUCUGAUCGAUGGCAGUUUUAAUAUUGGGCAGCGCCGAUUUAAUCUACAGAAGAAUUUCGUUGGGAAGGUGGCUCUAAUGUUGGGAAUUGGAACAGAAGGACCACACGUGGGCCUAGUUCAAGCCAGUGAACAUCCCAAAAUAGAAUUUUACUUGAAAAACUUUACAUCAGCCAAAGAUGUUUUGUUUGCCAUAAAGGAAGUAGGUUUCAGAGGGGGUAACUCCAAUACAGGAAAAGCCUUGAAGCACACUGCCCAGAAAUUCUUCACAGCAGAGACUGGAGUGAGAAAAGGGAUCCCCAAAGUGGUGGUGGUAUUUAUUGAUGGCUGGCCUUCUGAUGAUAUUGAGGAAGCAGGCAUUGUGGCCAGAGAGUUUGGUGUCAAUGUAUUCAUAGUUUCUGUGGCUAAGCCUAUCCCUGAAGAACUGGGGAUGGUUCAGGAUGUUGCAUUUGUUGACAAGGCUGUCUGUCGGAAUAAUGGCUUCUUCUCUUACCACAUGCCCAACUGGUUUGGCACCACAAAAUAUGUAAAGCCUCUGGUCCAGAAGCUCUGCACUCACGAGCAAAUGAUGUGCAGCAAGACCUGUUAUAACUCAGUGAACAUUGCCUUUCUAAUUGAUGGCUCCAGCAGUGUUGGGGACAGUAAUUUCCGCCUCAUGCUUGAAUUUGUUUCCAACAUAGCCAAGACUUUUGAAAUCUCAGACAUUGGUGCCAAGAUAGCUGCUGUACAGUUCACCUAUGAUCAGCGCACAGAAUUCAGUUUCACUGACUAUAGCACCAAAGAAAAUGUCCUAGCCGUUAUCAGAAACAUCCGCUAUAUGAGUGGUGGAACAGCUACUGGUGAUGCCAUUUCCUUUACUGUUAGAAAUGUGUUUGGUCCCAUGAGGGACAGCCCCAACAAGAACUUCCUGGUAAUUGUCACAGAUGGGCAGUCCUAUGAUGAUGUUCGAGGCCCUGCCGCUGCUGCGCAUGAUGCAGGUAUCACCAUCUUCUCUGUUGGUGUGGCUUGGGCACCUCUGGAUGACCUGAAAGAUAUGGCCUCUAAACCAAAGGAGUCGCAUGCUUUCUUCACAAGAGAGUUCACAGGAUUAGAACCAAUUGUUUCCGACGUCAUCAGAGGAAUUUGUAGAGAUUUCUUAGAAUCCCAGCAAUAAUGGUCAGUCAUGUUUUGACAACUGAAAGAAAAAGUGCAAUGGGAUAUAAUGUAUAAGUUAUAUUCUCAUAAUACUGAAAUACUAUAUAACAUACUAGGAUCAGAUACACAACUGUUAUAUUAAAGAUGGCAACUGUUUUAAGCAAAUAAGCAUUCAUUUAAAGCUACUACCUUCUAAUUACGACUUAGACUUAAUUGUUCCAAACACUCUGCUGAGGCUUCAUAAUCAUGACCCUUAGAUACUCAGGAAAGAGGAAAUAUCAUGGAUUAAAAUCUUACAAGUUCUGUUCUAACAUGAGUAUUAAAUGUAUAGACAUGCAAAUUCCAUAGCUCAAUAAAAGAAUCUGAUACUUAGACCAAAA
This is a messenger RNA of Ceratotherium simum simum (southern white rhinoceros), 2306 nucleotides long. The record is from RefSeq and is a predicted model, not a curated record. NCBI's taxonomy places the organism in Eukaryota, Metazoa, Chordata, Mammalia, Perissodactyla, Rhinocerotidae.